Messenger RNA from Colius striatus (speckled mousebird), 2001 nucleotides. It is a transcript of the gene TENT5B, whose product is annotated as terminal nucleotidyltransferase 5B. Gene Ontology annotation, molecular function: RNA binding; poly(A) RNA polymerase activity. NCBI's taxonomy places the organism in Eukaryota, Metazoa, Chordata, Aves, Coliiformes, Coliidae. The coding region runs from base 275 to 1480 and encodes 401 amino acids. The record is from RefSeq and is a predicted model, not a curated record. Gene Ontology annotation, biological process: mRNA stabilization. The transcript is spliced from 2 exons.
CGGCGGGUGGGGGCGGCGCGGCCCGUGCGGACCCCGAUCGCGCUCCCGUGAGGCCCCUCGGGCACCGGCCGCUCCUCCCGCCUCCGCCCGCGGGCGCAGCCCCGAAACUGCUGCUUUUGUUUGCUUUUCCCCCCCCCUUUGACCUGUUUUGCUUUGUUUCAUCUUUUUUUCCCCCCCUUUUCCUCUCCGCGGCGUUUCCGGGCCGUUUCCGCGUGGUUCGGGCUCCUCCUCCGGUGCUGUCCCGGGGGGGUGGGGGGGAGGGGGAAGGCAGGCGAUGCUGGUGGCGGCGGCGGGGCCCGCUCCGGGCCCGGCGGAGCAGAGCGCUGGCGACGGCGGCCGCUUCAGCGUCCUGACGUGGGAGCAGGUGCAGCGGCUGGACCAGAUCCUGGGCGAGGCUGUGCCCAUCCACGGCCGCGGCAACUUCCCCACGCUGUCCGUGCGACCCCGCACCAUCGUGCAGGUUGUCCGUAGCCGCCUGGAGAAGAAAGGAAUCGUGGUGCACAACGUGAGGCUCAACGGCUCAGCAGCCAGUCAUGUCCUGCACCAGGACAGUGGCUUGGGCUACAAAGACCUUGACCUCAUCUUUGGAGUGGAUCUGAAGACUGAAGAUGUCUUCCAGCUUGUUAAGGAUGUGGUCAUGGACUGCCUGCUUGAUUUCCUCCCAGAAGGGGUUAACAAAGACAAGAUCACCCCCAUGACUCUGAAGGAGGCCUAUGUGCAGAAGCUGGUGAAGGUUUGCAACGAGACCGACCGCUGGAGCCUCAUCUCCCUCUCCAACAACAGCGGCAAGAACGUGGAGCUCAAAUUCGUGGACUCCCUCAGGCGACAGUUUGAGUUCAGUGUGGACUCCUUCCAGAUCAUCCUGGAUUCCCUCCUGCUGUUUGGGGAAUGCUCAGAGAACCCCAUGGCUGAGAACUUCCACCCCACAGUCACAGGGGAGAGCAUGUACGGGGACUUUGAGGAGGCAAUGGACCAUCUCCGCAACAGGGUCAUCGCCACGAGGAACCCCGAGGAGAUCAGAGGUGGGGGCCUUCUGAAGUACUGCAACCUCUUGGUGAGGGGAUUUAAACCCAAAUCAGAAGUGGAUAUGAAGGCACUACAGAGAUACAUGUGCUCCAGGUUCUUCAUAGACUUCUCUGACAUCGGUGAGCAGCAGAGGAAGCUGGAGUGCUACCUGCAGAGCCACUUUGUUGGGAUGGAGAGCAAAAGAUAUGACUAUUUGAUGACCCUCCACAGGGUGGUCAAUGAGAGCACAGUCUGCCUUAUGGGACAUGAAAGGAGACAGACCCUGAACCUCAUUGCCAUGCUGGCUGUGAGAGUCCUGGCUGAGCAGAACAUCAUCCCCACGGUCACAAACGUUACCUGCUACUACCAGCCAGCUCCUUACAUCAGCGAAAUCAACUUCAACUACUACAUCACCCACGUGCAGCCCUUCAUGCCUUGCAAUCAGUCUUACCCCACGUGGCUUCCCUGUAACUGAGCCAGGAUGAACUUCAGGGUCUGUUCUCCAAGGUACUUCCUUGCCUUGGGGAGUGGGGAGGGUGGUGGGGGGCAAGAAAUGGAGAUGGAGUAGGGGGAGAGAAAAGAGAGAGAGAGAAACCAACCUUCCUAGAAGUGCAACAAAAGGAAACUUCCUGGACUCUUGCUCCAAGUGUCUCAUUCCUGGGGUGGUUGGAACGAGACCUGUCUGCUGUACACUGUGAUGGGAAGUGCAGUGUGAUGGAGAUGAGCUGACUUGGACCCUUGCAGGAGGACUCGGUGGCUUUGUUGGGUUCUGGAGGCGAUGGGGAGGGUGGGAGUGUGUGAGGGGAGACUGUAGAAUUACACUGAGGUAGAGCUGCACUGCCCUGAAAUGGAUCUGAACUGGGGGGUUUUUUUUAGUGUUGUGGGUGUGCAGACUUGUGGUUUCUGAAGACAGAAGCCAGAGUGGCUAAUUCCUUUGAAGGACCAAAGAAUCCUGUUUAAGUGCCUGUAACAAUAUAAACACAACUGUACUGUAAA